AAAAGUAUCACUUGGUAAAAACCAUUUUAAUCCAAAAAUUAGCCAAGUCGAGUGAAAAAGAUGGGACGUCGCCGAGCCAAGAUGCCUAAUUUCACCAUUGGCGACUUUGUGUUCGCCAAGUUGCGCCGCUAUCGCCCCUGGCCAGGCCGCAUCCUCAACCGCAUCGGUGCCACGGCAUAUAGUGUUUACUUCUAUGGAAGCUGCAACUACGCCAAAGUGGCUCGCAAAGAGGUCGUCGACUACGAGAAGAAUCUGCAUCGACUUGGAGUGGUCCAGCAAAAGGGACACGUCUGCAAUCCAAGUUUCCGGGCCUCCAUGCUACAGGCACGCGAGGCAUUCGACAAUCCGGAUAAAGAUUAUGGCUACUACCAGCAGUUGGCUGUGAACAACGGCGAUUGCAUUAACGCCGAGGACCUGGGACUGGAGUACCUGGUUACCGAAGAUCUGGGCAACCUACUGGACGAGCAGGCUGCCACGGAACAGGUGGUGGCGGAGAAGGAUGUCAACGAACAGGUAGCGGUGGAGCAGAAUGUGGAGCUAAAUUCACUGGGGCAGAUCUUUAGCAACCAGGAGCAUGAGAAGGAUUCAGAGGAUUCUGCCUCGAAUUGUCAGCUAGAGGAGAAGGAUCAAUCAAAUUCGGAGGUGGUGAAGGAGCAGGUCUCCGAACGGCAUUACUCGAUGGCUCAGAUAGUUUCUCUGAAAUCGAAGAAACUGAUGGAUACUCCAAUUAACAUGACAUGCCAACGGCGACGCUAGUCAAAAAAAAAAUCAGGAGCUGGAUUCUACAAACUAUGACGAAAUGAUUUGUUUGCACACACAAAAUGUAGCACUUUUUUGUAUUAAGUACUUACGCGUAUUUUCAUUCCUUGACAUGCAAACAAAAUCGUAAUUUGAAUAAAAUGUCAAUCAAAAUGUACUUAAACUUAACAGAACUAAACUCAUUAUAUUGUUACCAAUCAACAUUAUACCUUAUUAUAAACAUUGACUUGUAUUCCUUAAAGUAGAUGAGUCAAAUCAAAGUAAUGAAAAUUUAAGAACUCCCUUUUUAGGACACAACAUGAUUUGACUCAACCAAAACGGAUUUCGGGAAUUGGCGGGCCAUUAAGAAGACGUGGGCGUGCCUCUGGCCAUAAUGGCUGUUGCGUGAUCCUCCACUGCUGACCUCCACACAUCAUCCAGUCAGGCUGGGCGCUAAUCGAAGCUCGACUUUGGGCGCACGUUUCCGCAUUAAAUGCUGCACCAUCAGCAUGGUCAGGUCACCACCCAUCAGCCAUCAUGGCAGCCACCCCCGGGAUGAGUCUCCCCAGAGGCGUUUGCUGGAUAGUUUAGCUAAAUGCCGUCGUAAAAGAACGCCGGCCAUUAAACCAACAAGCCGCGCAGCAGAAUCAACAUCGAAGAUUCCCACCCUACUUUCGGCUGAUUUAAUUGGACAAUGCUGCAACUGGAGGAGGAGGAGCAGGAAGAGCACGCGGAGGAUUACAAGAACUUUCUGGACGAAGUGCAAGCUGCGAUGAGGAUGCUUCGAUUAACAAAUUAUCGCCACCGCAGCAAAUUAAUCGCAGCAGCAGCAGCAGCCUGGCAUCUGUAGAACCAAGCACGGGAAUCCGAAUCUGGGUUAACGAGAGGACGACCGAUGACCGCAAAUCAGAUUCACUAAGCCGGCAAUGAGAUUUCCCGACCGCAUC
Drosophila melanogaster (fruit fly) is the source of this 1685-nucleotide messenger RNA. RefSeq lists its product as uncharacterized. Bases 61 to 756 code for a protein of 231 amino acids. The transcript has a single exon. The record is from RefSeq and is marked reviewed. NCBI's taxonomy places the organism in Eukaryota, Metazoa, Arthropoda, Insecta, Diptera, Drosophilidae.